Molecule: messenger RNA, 2266 nt
Organism: Gadus chalcogrammus (walleye pollock)
Lineage: Eukaryota; Metazoa; Chordata; Actinopteri; Gadiformes; Gadidae
Product: putative ATP-dependent DNA helicase Q1
Exons: 3
Coding region: 281-613 (110 amino acids)
Biological process (GO): telomere maintenance; double-strand break repair via homologous recombination
Cellular component (GO): nucleus; chromosome; cytoplasm
Molecular function (GO): 3'-5' DNA helicase activity; four-way junction helicase activity
Source: RefSeq, a predicted model, not a curated record
GUUGUUGUGGGUCGGUAGUCAGAAGACAAUGGAGAACGAUGUGAGCGAAGCUAUUCGGUCUGUUGUGGCAACGUUGCCGAAUAUUGAGAAGUUAAAGCCGGAGCAAGAACAAGCUUUGUUGAGCUUUGUUGGUGGCCAUGAUGUGGUGGGGCUUCUCCCCACGGGGUUCGGGAAAAGUUAGAUUUUCCAGCUGGCUCCGUUAGUGGUGAAGGAGUUGGGUAAGGCGAAUGCUGGCGAUGCUAAGCCGAUAGUUAUUGUAGUCUCCCCUCUCGUUGCACUAAUGGAGGACCAAGUGAAGGAGGCAGAACAGUUGGGAGUUCGUGCUGGGCAGCUCGGCGUGCAUGAUGACCGUGACAUUUUGGAUGGAAGCUUGAGUCUGGUGUUCGGCAGCCCCGAGUCCUGGCUGCUGAACAACAAAUGGCGACGAAUCCUAGCCUCAACCAUACACCAGGACAACCUCAUUGGUAUCGUCGUAGAUGAGGUCCACGUUACGUACAAAUGGGGCGAGGCUUCCAAAGGCGAGUCGGCAUUCAGAGAGUUUUGCCAAGUUCGGAGAGCUAAGAUCUAUAGCCAAGGAGGGUACACCUGUUUUGGCACUGACUGCCUCCGCUGACAUCAAGUCAAGAAGCAGAGUCAUCAGACUACUCCAUAUGGACAAUGCUGUUCAAAUCAUCGCUAGUCCCAACAAGACAAACAUCCGUCUUGGCUUGUGCAAGGUGCCCACUCAUCACAUGAACUGCCUAGACUGGAUAGUGCAACAUGCCAAAGACGAGGGCUCAGCAAUGCUACCGAUAUUAAUUUACUGCCAAAGCCUUAAAUCAGUGGGGAGAGUUUUUGCAUAUUUAAAGGCGGAACUGCAAGGACAUGCCUGGGUGGGCUGUGAUCCGGACUGUAGAAGUGAGAACCUACUGAUUGGCAUGUUCCACAGCAAAACCCUCCCCCAAAACAAGCAGAGAGUGUUGGCUUCUCUGAGGGGGGAAGGGAAUUGCCGGAUAGUUGUUUCAACAACAGCUUUGGGGAUGGGGUUGAAUUUUGCUAAUGUUUCACACGUGGUAAUGUACGGGGCUCCAGGUGACCUAGAGGCCAUUUUACAACAGGCGGGCAGGGCUGGAAGGCAUGGUCAGCCAUCACAUGCCAUCCUCUACAACACCGGGCAGUACUUCAAGGUGGAUGAAGAGGUAAAGAAACUGCUUGCUGUUGGAAAAACCACAUGUUUCAGGAAAUCUCUCCAUGCACAUUUUGAAGCAGAACCCAGCCAUGUAGAGCCAGGCCAUCUCUGUUGUACAUACUGUCAGACUGUUUGCGCUUGUUCAUCUGGCACAUGUACAGAACCCAUGCCCAAUUAUGAACAGAUUGAAGCUGAACCAACUCAUCAGAGAUCUAGGCAUGUGGAUGCAAAUGACAAAUCUUUAAUUGCAGAUUUGCUGAAUGACUACAGAGAUAGUUUGAUCAAUUUAUCCAAUCCACUGUACACCUCACAUGCAGCCUGCACUGGAUUCAGUCAGCAACUGGUGGAUGCAGUAUUGACCCACUGUCAAUACAUAUUUGACCUGGCAUACAUUAGUGCUAACCUUCCUGUGUUUAGAUUGGACCAUGCAAAGGAGAUUUUAAUUAUCAUCAGUGAUGUUUUUGGGGAUAUUGAUGGGGAUCUGCAAUAUGAUUCAGAGAGGUAUUUAACUGACCCAGAUCUCUAUUUCAGUAACUACUUCGACAAUGUUGAUGAUGAUGUUGAAGAUACACUCACGAGCCAUGUCAGUAGCUCUGAGUCUGAACAGUGAAUUCUGUGAUGCUUGUGAUGUACAGAACACUUCAAACCCCUUUGUGUACUUGUGCAGGAACAUGAUUGGUGUCAGUUGUAUAUUGUUUUGUAUGUGUUUGGUUGGUAUUUGUGCAAUUCUACAAAACUAAAUAAAAGUGUACAAAACACAUACUUAUAAGACCCUAAUUAAGUUAUAAAAGAAACGAGACGUACUAUGAAAAAGUGUUUUUUUUACUAAUUCAACCAAAAAGUACUUGCAUAACAAUAUGAACUAUUUACACAUUCAUACAAAUAGGCCUUCUAUAAAAGCUUCAAAUGAAAUAGUCUGGCAGGACAAGGCUAGGACCAUUACAGACCAGGUAGGUAAUUGAUUAAAGAACAACAGUCCUCCAGUCUUUCAGCCUGCAACGCAUCCAUCGCCACACGUCAUAGUUUAGCUUGGACAGAAUGUUUGUGUUAAAUUUAGGGAAUGCAGAGAAGUGUCUUCCCGGUUGCUGGUUGAAAACC